AUGGACAUCCUGGAGGAUUUCGGGCUGGCGGCACUCAAUACGUUCGGGAAGAAAGGCCGCCGCAAUGGCACAUGGAGGAGCCCCGCAGGAGCCUGGACCACCAUCGACUAUGUUCUUGUCCGACGCCAAGGUGGAUACGGCCACGAUUCCCGCCCUCGCUUCGACCUUCCAGUCAACCUCGGAGGAUAUCGGGACCACCGCCCUCUACAGACGAAAUUGUUCAUCGGGGCCCGCUUGAAGUCCUCUGUACCAUCUGCACGACCCCGUUGGCGCCGUGAACUUCUCAUCCAAGACCUGCGCGCAGUCCAAUUGGCAGAGGAGGACUUCGAGCACAGCCAUCCCAUCCCUGAUCGUGUGCAUCUUUUCCGCACGAAGGUCCAGGAGGGCAUCGAGGCGAUGAGCUUGCAGGAGGAUUGGAGUGACGUCUGCGGCAGUGGCAAACGCUUUGCCGACCCCUCCGAGUACUUCAACGCGAUGGAGGGCGUCAUCAUUGAGGCCGCCUCCCAGGACUACAUCGACCUGCCACAGCCACGGGGUGCUACUACGGGGCCAGUCUUCUCGGAGGCCACUAAUCCAGAAGCCGCAUUAAAGUUCGACGGCAUCGACAAGAGAUAUAGACAAUACCUCGUGCAUCCUCUCUGGCGUCGGCGGCGUCGCUUCCUCGGGGCAUGA
Prorocentrum cordatum is the source of this 672-nucleotide messenger RNA. Lineage: Eukaryota; Dinophyceae; Prorocentrales; Prorocentraceae. The record is from the annotation of a GenBank genome assembly.